Enhydra lutris kenyoni (northern sea otter) is the source of this 1050-nucleotide messenger RNA. RefSeq names its product SH3 domain binding kinase family member 2. The record is from RefSeq and is a predicted model, not a curated record. Gene Ontology annotation, molecular function: ATP binding; protein serine/threonine kinase activity. The transcript is spliced from 3 exons. Lineage: Eukaryota; Metazoa; Chordata; Mammalia; Carnivora; Mustelidae. The coding region runs from base 1 to 1050 and encodes 349 amino acids. Gene Ontology annotation, biological process: peptidyl-threonine phosphorylation; peptidyl-serine phosphorylation.
AUGCCCGGCAAACAGUCAGAUGAGGAACAGGUGGAGGCAGGGGCUGCCGAAAAUGUAGCUGAGGAGGACCUAGGGGGCCUCACGGCAGAGGAGCUCCGGCAGGGCCAGGAGGCAGCCCUGGAGCUAGAGGACAUGAUGGCGCUAAGUGCGCAGACCCUGGUCCGGGCCGAGGUGGACGAGCUUUACCAGCAAGUGCGUUCCCUGGGCCAGGGCCGCUUUGGCCGGGUCCUGCUGGUCACCCAUCGUCAGAAAGGCACGACCCUGGCGUUGAAACAGCUCCCGAAGGCGUCCACUUCCCUCCGUGGCUUCCUGUACGAGUUCUGCGUGGGCCUCUCGCUGGGCACGCACCCAGCCAUAGUCACGGCCUACGGCAUUGGCGUCGAGUCGGCCGACUCCUACAGCUUCCUGACAGAGCCCGUCCUGUAUGGGGACCUCAUCACCUUCAUCCAGCCCAAGGUGGGCCUCCCGCAGCCGGCAGUCCAGCGCUGUGCGGCCCAGCUGGCCUCAGCCCUGGAGCACAUCCACUCCCGGGGCCUGGUGUACCGGGACAUCAAGCCCGAGAACGUGCUGGUGUGUGACCCGGCCUGCCAGCGGGUCAAGCUCACCGACUUCGGCCACACGAGGCCGCGCGGGACGCUGCUGCGCCUGACCGGGCCGCCCAUCCCUUACACGGCCCCUGAGCUCUGCUGCCCUCCGCCCCUGCCCGAGGGCCUGCCCAUCCAGCCCGCCCUGGACGCCUGGGCGCUGGGGGUCCUGCUCUUCUGCCUGCUCACUGGCUACUUCCCCUGGGACCAACCCCUGGCUGAGGCCGACCCCUUCUACGAGGACUUCCUCAUCUGGCAGGCGUCCAGCCAGCCCGACGACCGUCCUCAGCCCUGGUUCGGCCUGACACCCGUGGCCGACAGUCUCCUGUGGGGACUGCUGGACCCUCACCCCCGGAAGAGGAGCCCCGUGAGCUCCGUCCGGGACUACCUGGGGCGUCCCUGGAGGCAGCGGGAGGGGGAAGCUGAAGAGGUGGAGGAAGGGGAUGUCGAGGAGGAUGGAGAGUGA